CCUUUACUUGAGGAGCAACAAUCAAAGUCGCCAACUCUAUAAUCUUUUUAUAUGAGUUAGUAGCAUGUAAACUGAUUCACCUAACAGGUAUUCAAAGAAAUGAAGAAACAUCAUAAGACAAAGCAAGCUAGGUGAUAGCUUUUCAUCUCUGUGUUGCUUUAUUUAGUCUGUGAUUGAUUUGUUGACUUCCUCCCCAGAGAAAUGGGGAAAAAAAGAGCAGGAGAAAUUAAUAUUUUGUUCUCCCCAUUUUUACCGUAAAGGCAAGCAUGGCCUUCUAGAUUUUAUUCAGAGUGAGUGUCAAAUGACCUGUGUAACUCCAGUUGAAAAGGGGGAGCAAGUAAUACAACUAGUUUUUGCCUCUUUUGCUGUUAUGCAAAUUGCACAUUGGCUUUGAAUCUACAAACUUUAAAAUAUGCCUACCGGCUGUUAGGAAUUGUGGAAAUACCUGGAGGGCCUAAGUUUGCCCAUACCUGAUCUAUACUGUAGUAUUAGUUCAAUUUGACUUUAGCUCUCAUUGUUCAAUGCAAUAGAAUCCUGGGAGUUGUAGUUUGUUGGUGAGGCACUAGCACUCUUUAGCAGAGAAGGCUAAAGAUCUUGUAACAUUACAACUUCCAUAAUUCCACAGCAUUGAGUCAUGGCAGUUAAAAUGGUGUCAAACUGCAUCAAUUCUAUAGUUGUGUUCUACUGCCACACAAUGAAGAAGUUGUUCCAAUUGCUUAGGUGGGAUCUCUUUUUGUAAUUUGAAUCCAUUGGUUCUUAUUCUAGUCCAGAGCUUUCCAACCAUUUCAUUUGGUGACACACUUUUUAGACAUUUAUCAUUCUCUGACACAGUUAUUCAGUUUUACUAGCAUAAAACUGAGAUGGAAGAGAUGACAUGGGCCAUCUAGUCCGACCCCUGCCAUGCAGGGAAAGCACAAAGUAGCCAUAACCCUAUAUAUAUAUGUGAUUUAUUUCUUAUUUCACAUAGACUCAGAGGUUUUUCAUUACAUUCACGCAACACACAUACUGAAGUUGACACACUAAUGUGUUGCUAUACACAGUUUGGAAAGUUCUGCUCUAAUCUGUAGAGCAGCAAAGUUUGCUUCAAUUUCUACAUAACAUUCCUUUAGGUAUUUAGAUAUGACUAUCAUGUCAACUUUCAGUCUUUUCCACGCUAAACUUAUAACCUCAUCACAUUGAGAUGGGAAAGCAUGGGUGGCCAUCCUUUUAGCAUAGAGAAUCGGCCCUCUUAUAUUGUCAACAGUCCCAUUUUACGUUCUGCCUCCCCAUCACACUCACACAUGGAAACCUAAGAGCUGGCAAUACAUUCAUCUUACAUUCAUCACAUGGCCAGUAUUACUUUUUUUUAAUCAGGAGAGACAACAAUAUCCAAAAGCCAAGAGAUCCCUUGCCCUGCCCAAAGCCCUUUACAUUAAAGGAGACUGACACCAAUUUAAAAUCACUUAUUUCCAUAGGAUAAAAUUGUUCUGCCCCAAACCCCAUAUGAUACAAGAGACAGUGCUCCAGGUUAAAACUAUUGCUUUCCAUGAGAUAAUACUGUUCUGCAUCAAACCCCAUAUCAUACAAGAGAAAGUACUCCAGAUUAAAACCAUUUUCCCAGUGGAAUAAUAUUGUUCUGCACCAAACCCUAUAUGAUACAAGAGACUGCUGAUGGUUGGAUAAUGAAACAGAAUGGGAAACUUUGAUGGUUCUCAUCCCAUCUGUUUUUCAGUUGGAAGCAUUCGAGUGAAGUGCAAUAAGAGGUAGGAGCUCUGAACACAAUUCCUGGCCUGUCUUCAGAGUUCCCUCCCUUCAGGACAUUUCUGCCUCUUUUCAACCCCGGAACAUGCGAUAAGCUCUGUGCCUCUCCAUGCUUGAAAAGAGGCUGAAGUGUCCUACAAGGGGGAAAUUUCUCAAUGUGAUGAGGUCAAUUGCUGGAGUUCCCUCCUUUCAGGACACUUCUGCCUCUUUUCAACAAAGGAGGGCCAAAUGUAGUUUAAAUCACGUGAUGAGCUCAAUGCCUCUUCAUGCUUGAAAGAGGCUGAAGUGUCUUCUGAUGUUUGGGAAAUUUCUCAAUGUGAAUAGACUGAUAUAUUCAGCUCUUCUUUAAGCCAUUCUUCAUAUGGCUUGGUUUCCAGACCUUUUCCAGCUUGGUCCUUGUCCUUUGAACACAUUUCAACUUGUAAUUGUCCUUCUUGAACUGUGGUGCACAGAACUGGAUGCGGCAUUCCAGGUGAGCUCUGACCAAACUGUCAUUUCCCUUGAUCUGGAGACUAUACUCCUAUUGAUUGUAACAGAGUAAGCAGCAAGCUUGGGAAACCAAACUCCCAGAAUCCACAAAAUUAUGUUGGCUGGGGGAUUCUAGGAAUUGGGAUCCAGGUUUUUUGUGCUCUGGACGAGUAUGUUAAAAUUGUUAAUGAUCAGUAAAGGUUAAUAAAAUAUAUUACCAUAUCAUAGCCUCACAGAGCGAGCUUUGGUAUGACAGCAGUGGCAGUAUGAGAGAAGUGGGAUAAUUUCAUACUGCACUUCCAUUGUUUAGAAGUCUUUGAAACAUCUUUUGAUUCAGAAAUUGUAAAAACAGACACUAAAUUGGUAGAAAGAGUUUAGCCCCAUAUAAGGAUAAGAGUGGAUUGACAGAACUUAUCCAAUACAUUUUGCCACCCAAAGCAAAGUAACAAGUGAUAACUCAUUGUAUCAUUUAAAUCAAGGUGAAUAGUACCAAAGGUAGGCAAUUUAUUUUGACUGUUGAUGCGCAAACCCUCACAAGUACCUCUUCUCGUGUCAGUGAAAUGCAAUUUGUAACAAUACACAAUGUUAUAAUUGUGUAGUAUUAAAGGAUCUCAAGGUAGGAGGCUGCUAAUAGAAUUAAAAUAGUUCUAGAAAACAAAGCAAACAUAGUUUGACUCUCAUCCUACUGUAUUGGGCAAAAUGUUAAUUGCCCCAUCUCUAUAAAGAACAGGCUGAAAAACAAAAUGUCUUUGGAGAAAUGAAAGCAGCCAUGGGGGAUAGUAAGGGAAAAUCCUAAGAUGUGUAUAUGUGUAGAGUAGUUCCUAGCAAAAGUCAAACUUAGGUCAGGAUAACCAUGUGAUAAAUUUUAACAAGGACUGGGUCCUCAUAGAUUGGGAGGGAAUUGCUUCAAAUCCUCAAACUGCGUAGUGGCUGUCCCGAGUUCUCAGUGGUCAUGGUAAUUCCUCAGCUAUAACUAGGUGUUUCCUCUUGGUUCUUAAUCCAUUGAUAACAGCUUGUAGAAGUGUGCCAAGAACUGACCUGCUCUCUACUGCAUUCGACUCCUUGAUCUGAUUUGCACUUUUCUAUGACACAGCUGCCAUAAGCAUACAGGACAAACUUGAAGAGCCAAUCCAAGAUCCACAUUUGGAGCGGGGUGGGAAACCUCAACACAAUAUCCUAUGUAGAUUAGCUCGGCCACUCAAUGACAUCAUGACAGCGGUGGGAGCAACUUCCCAUUCACUGAACAACGUGAUUUCUUGUAGGAUCUGCUAAAAGAUCUUUGGGGGAGGGGUGGGUAUGGGUAUAGAAUGAGGUGCUUUUCAUUCAGUAGGGAUAGUGCUAGGACAUCAUUUUACCAUAACAUCGUGAAUAUAUUAGUGGCCAUAAAUAACAAUAAUGUAAUAAUGUAAAAAUGAAAGACUAAGGAACACAAACGUGUAAGACAAAAAUCAUUUUUUGUUUUUUUUAUCAGAAAAAAAUUCCUUUCCUUGAUGAAAACUUCAGUGAGAGGAAGUAUGAGAGUAUAGUUUGACAAAAACAAUUUACUGUUGAAACUGCUAAUGUUCUACUAUGGUUCAGGAUAUAGUUUAUAUCUUCAGUAAAAUAUACCACCUGAAGCUGACUGAAAUGAGGAAACGUUCCGGAGAAAACAAACAAUUGAAUUGAUAUGGAAAAAUUCGAGGAUGGGUUUGGUGGUUUUACAACAAUAUCUAAACUACCAUUAGCUGGCUAAGCUAAAUGUCUAGCUUUUGAAGACCAUGGUCUCUUUAUCAGACAAAAAUAGUUUAAAAAAUCAGCUAAGGGAAAGAUUACGAUGAAUGAUACAGAACAAAGCUGUUGUAGAAAUGCUGAGGAAAAAAUGAACAGAUUUAUUCAGGGAAGCAGGUAUACAUAUAACAAAAGUGGAAUGCUAAAAGAAUAUUUUGUCACAGUGGUUUACAUAAAACAUAAAACAGUUCCCCACCUAAACAAUGUGGGAUUUCUUGUUUGAAGUAAAAUUCCAAUGGUAACAUGAGUUCCUCAAUUUCAUCUUCAGUUCACUUCUUCCUCAGGGUAUAUGGAAACUCAGAUCUCAUCUACCCUGGCAUUAUAAUCUGGACUCAUCCUGAGUUCACGGCUGGCUGUCCCUAUGAUAUUUCUCCACUUCCAGUAAUCAUUGUCAGGGAAACUGGGUUAAUCUGAUUUAGUUCCUCAUCAGGAAAAUUCAGGGGGUGCUCCAGAGUUUCUCUGAAACUCAAGAGUAGCCAGCAGCUUUGGAGCAGUAGGGAGCAAGAUGGGGUUUGAUUCUAAACAAUCUACUGUCCACAUAGGGAAUCGCCCCCAUCCUUUUCCCUCUGCACUCACUAACGCAGGGAGAAGAGUACAGGUUGUGCUUAUGUCAUAGAACAUGGAAUCAUAGAGUUGGAAGAAAUCACAAGAGUCAUCAAAUCCAACUGCCCACCAUCACCACUCCCAGGCAACUGCAGAGCUUCUAAGAGCUCUUGGCUUUUGUGGGCACCAUGUGUUGACAUUAAUAAAGGUGCCAAUGUAACCAGGAUGAAGGUGGGGAGGUUGGCUCCCUCCUCCUUCCUAGUCACAUAGACAUGUCUGCUUAUGCCAGCAUGGGGUGCCCACAAUGGACAGGAGCUUACAUGGAACUCUACAGCAAAAAUGAGGUGACAGACAGGGCCAAUGUGGUCUCUAUCUGGCUUGUUUGUGUAGACUCCAACCUGCUGCCACCAUGAGUUCAGGAGGGUACAUUUGUCCAAUUCUGCUCCGGCCUGGUCCCAGAUUUAUUAUCCAAUGGAGAUGUGCUGUUAGUCCUUCAAGUUACAAAUAAUUAUUUACAACUGAGCUAUGAUGCCAUAACAUUGUAAUGCAGAACCAUAUAAAAGUACUUCAGACAUUUUUUUAAAAACCUGAAAUGAAAAGCACAACCAAAUUAGGAGGUAAAACAAUUUAGCUACAGUAUCUUCUUCAUUUUACAACUUUCUUCCUUUCAUUUUUAAUGAUGUUGUAGGGCUUUCUAGAACUGGUAUACAAAGCAUUGGUAAAUUGGGGUCACUUUGGACUAAGAGAUAUGAGACAAGGGCACACGCUAAUGACUUCCCUGGUCUUAAUUUUUGCUGUGAUGUACUUCUCAUCCAUGUAACAGCCAGUCUGUCAUAAGGUCCUGCAGUAUUUGGAUGCACUUGUUGGUGCAUUUUUCUUACAUGACUUGAUUCACCAGUAUUAUCCUUCAUUAACAAAAAUUGGCUCUUUCUAAUUAAAUGUAGAACACCUUGUAUUGUGCUGCCAAACAAGUUCCUGAUCAUUGUUUGUAAUCCUCUAACCUUGUGGAUUUACUAUUUGAAUCUUUUCUUGGCUUAUUAACGUUUUGGUCAUAUCUACCUUUGGACUUGUUUAAAUGUCGUGUUUUUACAAGAUCUGUAUUUUAAGGAACAAUCUCGUAUACACUGACCUGCGAAGGCUGUGGGAAGAUUAGUCCUUCUGCUUCUCAACUGAUGACUGAUGACAAGCUUUUGGUCCCUUCCUACUCCAUGAUUCCACAAGGUGAUUUAAGAAUCAAGGAAAAGACAAAAGAAAUAUUUCCUUUCCCUCCAGUCUGUUACGCAAACAGAAUCAAAAGUGAAGUGGAUUAGAAGCUUAGUGCAGUCUUCAGGUAAAGCUUGCCAUUUUAAUCUCCUGCUGACGCCUAUUUAUCUGCAAAACUCUUUCCCAUUUUACCACGUUUCUAUUUUUGCCCUGACCUUCCCAUGCUCCUUUUGGGAUCCCAUCACAGGAUUCUUUUCUGAUUGGCUGAAGAAGGAUUUAGUGAGUACUUAAAACAUCAGGAGCAUCUUUGAACAGGCUUCUGCGAUUUUAAAACUCAGAGAGUGAGGGACAUUUUCCCAGGAAGCCUUUUGGCAGCUUCCCCCCAUAGAUGGUAUUCAGCAAGCCUUAGGAAGUUGGCCACUUCCCUUUGUGUUGUAAAGAUUCUGCCUGAUUUCAUUUAAAAGGGGGAACUUGCAGCAGACCUUGGUUGUUCUUGAGAAGCAGGCCCACCUCUUUUGUUUUAAGAUGGGGAACAUGGAUGGAAAAUCUGUGGAGGAACUAAGUGCCACAGAAUGCCACCAGUGGUACAAGAAGUUCAUGACAGAAUGUCCCUCAGGACAACUUACUUUGCAUGAAUUCAAGCAGUUUUUUGGACUGAAAAACCUGACACCUGCAUCAAAUGAAUACAUUGAGCAAAUGUUUGAGACAUUUGACUUUAAUAAGGAUGGUUAUAUUGACUUCAUGGAGUAUGUAGCUGCUCUAAGCUUGGUCCUGAAGGGAAAAGUGGAACAGAAAUUGAGGUGGUACUUCAAGCUCUAUGAUGUGGAUGGAAAUGGAUGUAUUGACAGAGAUGAAUUGCUAAACAUCAUUAAGGCAAUUCGCACCAUUAAUCCAUGCAAUGAAAUAAUGUCAGCUGAGGAAUUUACGAACAUGGUGUUUGAUAAAAUCGAUAUAAAUGGAGAUGGUGAGCUGUCUCUGGAGGAGUUCAUGGAUGGUGUGCAGAAAGAUGAGGUUCUACUUGAGAUUCUCACCCGUAGCCUGGACCUGACACACAUUGUUCGAAAGAUUCAAAAUGACGGGAAGAAUCCUGAUGAAGGAGGGACAGCAGAGGCUGCUCAAUAGACCAUUUGUUCUUGUUUUCUAAAUGUGCAUUUUGUUUUGUUUUUUAAAGAAAAGGAAAUCUAAAUAAAAUGCAAUGCAAUAAUAAUAUUAAAAUUAGGGAUACACUUUGGAGGGGUGUUUUAAAAUACCAGGUUAAAGAUAACAAACACGAUCUUUUUAACAGAAGUUUUGCCUCUUGUGAACACUAUGAAUUAUGGCUGUUUCUGACACUCUAUGAAAGUUUCAGUGUUGUCUAAGAGGUAAAUAAAAUGUUUUGUGCUUCUGCUAGAGGGAAGUAAAUGGAAAAGGGAAGGGAUGCUUGGCUGCCAAGUCUCUCCAAAAGCAGUAUUAAUGGGAGAGGUGAGUUUGAGGUAAUUCUCUGAAUGCUACCACAUUCAAAGAGGGAGGUGAGUUUAAGGGAAAUCUUUGAACGCUGCCACAAUAAUCCCUGUGCCAUCAUGGCUGCCUCUGAAUGUUGCUCAUUCUGGUGAGAGGUAUAAGUUAGCUGGUGAAGGGUAAUAUUAUAGUAGGCUGGAAUGUAAAAUAUUAACAAAACGCUCACACUCGCUCUCCCUGGUAGCCACAGAGCUCAAUUACAGCCAAUCAUCUUCAACUAUUCCUGACAGCCUGUACUUGGUUCCACAAAGUCAGAUGCCAAAGCCCCUUUUAUGUACAUUAAUUUAUAGCCUGCAGUACAGCCUUUUAAAGUAUCUAUGUUAAACAUUUAUAUGAAUAACCCGCAUAAAAGUAGUUAUGGACAGUAGUGGAACUAUCAUUGGCAAGUUGGAAGCCUGGAAAAUAUAAUUUAACCACAUGUCAUUAUUACUUUCAAAGAUUAUAAAACCAAAAUAACUUGUAUAAAUAUUGAACAGAACUGUCUUGAAUUGGGUAAUGUGAGAUUUUGUAAGCUGUGAUGUUUCAGAGAAAUGAUCAUUUACCUGUUGCAGAAAUCUGCAGAAUUCAAGAAUUUGGGAUUGAAAAUACACACAGGCAUACCUAAUUUAACAAAGGUUCUGGCAAACAAGCUCCUUAUGACAAAGCUUUUUUUUUUUGCAUCUCCACCCCCUGAUUUUCUUCUUGUUGUAUGGAGAGCUGGAAAGUUUUUUUUCUCUACAUAACAUUAACACUCGGAAAAUGUGUACAAGGUUAUCAAAUGUGCAGCAAUCAAUUGGAAAUCGUGAUCGGACCCUCUUAUGACAUUCAGAGACAUGGAAGCCAUGUGCAGAACUAAUAGUGGAUCAGCUUUAUCUAUCACUGCCAGAGUAACUUUCUGAGCAUUUGUAGGUGGAUUCUGAAAAGCGGACUUGCAUUGAGUUUUACAUGUGGCCACUUCUAUGUGACAAUAUGGUUGAAAGCCAUCAGCGCAAAAUAAAUCAAAACUGCUGUUUAAUAUGUUGAGAAAAUUAUAAAAAUUGGCUGAAAAUCAAACACUUCAUAAAAACAUCUAAGAACCAAAUCUGUAUGUAUGAGUGUUUGGGAAUAACAUAUAUUUGUGAAUGGAAAAUGUGAUUCUUCAAGCAACAAAUGUAACCAUAAAUAAUGCAACAGUAUUUUUUUAAGUCUUAGCAUUGUCAGUCUUGUCAAACAACUGCUUAAGAAUCUUGUGAACAUGGAUACAAUGUAUAAAAAUUAUGUUGUAAACAUGUGCAUUGGUAAAUAACAUAUGCCCCAAAGCCAGAGUUAGAGUAUGAUAGAAAUGAUAGCAACCCUUGCUAUUUUCUUCUUCGUGGUUAAAUGUCCAGUAUGUGCCUUUAAAUGUGUAUCAGACUAUUUGCACAAGCCUCUUGAUGUUGUGUGAAGAAUCUAUUAAGUGCAAUGGUGACAUAUUGUGGCUCAAAAAGUGUUCCUCAAAUAUCUCCUUUCUAUUACAGAGAAGCACAAUCCUUUUGAGCACUGUAUACAGUCUUUCCUUGUUAGUCUGGUGAGUUUUCUUCUAGUAUCCAAUCAUCUUGUCAGUUGCUUUGGUGUCCAACUAUAUUUUGCAGACUAAUGGAGAAUUUUGGUUCAAGUGCUUUAUGUUAUAUAUAUAGUUAUAACUGUCACCUUGAUCACAAAUUUCUAUCAAUUUUCAUAAUAGCUGGAAUCUUUUCUAACAAGUGAUUACUUUGUAGAGAAAUUGAUAACACAGAGUUUUAUCAUUAUCAGCAACUAACCCAGCUAUUACCAAAAAGAAAACAGACGGCUUUCCUAGGAAGGGAGGGAGGGAUUGAAAGAGAGGAAAGGGAAAGGACUUGUAAAACUGACAAAUUUGACUUCUAAAAUUCUGGUACAGUAGAGUCUCACUUAUCCAAAAUAAACGGGCUGGCAGAAUGUUGGAUAAGUGAAUAUGUUGGAUAAUAAGGAGGGAUUAAGGAAAAGCGUAUUAAACAUCAAGUUAGAUUAUGAUUUUACAAGUGAAGCACCAAUACAUCAUGUUAAACAACAAAUUUUACAGAAAAAGUAGUUCAAUACGCAGUAAUUCUAUGUAGUAAUUACUGUAUUUAUGAAUUUAGCACCAAAAUAUCACGAUGUAUUGAAAACAUUGACUACAAAAAUGCGUUGGAUAAUCCAGAACGUUGGAUAAGUGAAUGUUGGAUAAGUGAGACUCUACUGUAUAUUUUUUUCACCAGAGAUUAAUAAAGUGUUUUUAGGUCUAUUAUGGUGAAUUAGCAGAAGUCAAUGAGAGAAAAACAGAAGACUUUAAACUCUGAAAACAUUUCAUGGGAAAGUUCUUUUGAUACACUGAUUGUAGGUGUUCUAGAAAAUGCAGACUGUAGUUGCCUUCUCUGCCUCACUGAUGAAAUUGGAUUACAUAUUGUGUUGCUAUUCGCUGCUCGCUAUCAAUGUGGGUGUAAUAUUUUGUGGGAAUUCUACUGAUUUUUAAAAUACUUUUUAUCAAUACUUGAUGCCCACUUUAUUACUGCAUACUCCCCUCUCUGUUAGGGAUGAUGGAAUGUAGGAUUGUAUUCAUCUGAUUGGACAGCUAGCAUGAGAUGUUAGAUACUAUGUAUUUCCAGAUAGGUUUGCCAGAUUAAAUAAGGGUCAGGGCACCUAUCCUUUUCGUAAUGGUAUAGAAGAUGGUAAUCCAUUAUGGAGACAGGGGCCAUGCUCCUAAUUCACCUGGCAACCAGAAAUGGAAACUGUAAAUUGUCUUGGCUGUUUUCCAUUGCACAUCAGAUGUUUCCAAACUCUUAUCUGAUUUUCUGUAUAUAUUUCUUUUUAAAUGGAAGAUUUUAUGUUUUAUACGUUGGAUUGUACAGUGUGAUUCAUUAAAGAUAGUAUUUUACUUAACUUGUUUGAAUUUCUCAGAUCUACCCAAGAUUAUUUUGCGAUCUGAAUUAAAGGGCAGCCUAGCUCCUCUGCCUCACUGAGCUCUUAUGUACAUCAGGCAACCAAAUUAGCAGUUCAGUUUUAAUUCAACAUUACUGGCAUGACAUUAUCAGAGGAAGAAAACUGGUGCUAUCUAGAUGUUUUGCACUGCAAUUUGCAUCAGCCCAGAUCAGCAUGACCCAGGGUUUCUGGUCAUUGUUCAAAAUAUCAUAAAGGACACAUAAUAGCAAAAGCCCUCAUGCAAGAAACAGAUGAUGGCUGCUCUGAAGCUAGGAGCCGCCCUUCCAAGGAAACUUAGGCUGAUCCACUGCUUCUGUUUCAGUUUUCAGGAGAAGAUAUUUCUGUUCUACAGGCUUAGGGAGAAAGUUUUAAAAGAGUGUUUUUUUCUUUUUUUAAUGGUUAUAUUUCAAAUGGUUUUAAGUCUAUGGAUUGCCUAAUUAUAUUUUAACAAUAAACUUUUGUAUGUUUUAAACCUAA
This is a messenger RNA of Anolis carolinensis (green anole), 10608 nucleotides long. RefSeq names its product guanylate cyclase activator 1A (gene guca1a). Lineage: Eukaryota; Metazoa; Chordata; Lepidosauria; Squamata; Anolidae. Gene Ontology annotation, biological process: visual perception; positive regulation of guanylate cyclase activity. Gene Ontology annotation, cellular component: cone photoreceptor outer segment; photoreceptor inner segment. The record is from RefSeq and is a predicted model, not a curated record. The transcript is spliced from 4 exons. The coding region runs from base 6247 to 6843 and encodes 198 amino acids. Gene Ontology annotation, molecular function: calcium ion binding; calcium sensitive guanylate cyclase activator activity.